AUGCUGUCCUGCGGCAGGCGCGCGGCUGAGGUCGUUGCCCGAAACCCCACCGUCCGCGGGCUGGCCUCUCUUCCCGCAGAGCAAGUCCGGGGCUCGAGCGAGAUCGCGGAGACGCUCAUCCACCCGCUCAGCCCCUGCACGGCCGCCGUGGCCGCGUCCGCGGCCGACUGGCACUCGCGUGUGCUGGUGGACGUGUACGAGCGCCCCGCCGCCGGCGGCGACCACGCGCUCAAGACGGUGGCGGGCGACCUGUUCCACCUGCUGCGCAGCGCGGGCAUCCGCCCCCUGCACGUCCCCGACGUCCCCGCCGUGGCCGCGCAGGCUGCGCGCCUGAACUGCCUGGCCUCGGGGGCGCGAGGCGUGCGCCAGUCCACCAACGAGGUGCUCAUGGUGGCGCCCACCGCCUUUGGCUUCAACGAGCAGGCCGCGCAGGACAACACCUUCAUGCACACUGGGGCAGGCGCCGCCUCAGACGCAGGUCCCAGCGUGACGCACCGCGUGGUGCGCGAAUUCGCGGGCCUGCACCGCGAGCUGGCCGACGUGGCCGGGGUGCGGGUGAACCUGUUCCAGCACUCGCUGGCGCACGGCACGCCCGACGCCUGCCCCAACCGCGCGGCGGAGGCGCGGGAGGACGUCGUGGGCGUGCUGCGCGCGCUGGGACACGCCGCGGAGGGCACCGGCUCGCUGGUGCUGGACCGCGUCAACGGCGUGGCCUACGUGGCGCUGUCGGAGCGCGCCGACGCGGCGCUGGCGGACGACUGGGCGCGCCGCCUGGGCUACGACCGCGUCGUCGCCUUCAGCUCCGGCGACGGGCGGGGGGGGCGGUGUACCACACCAACGUCAUGA
Messenger RNA from Auxenochlorella protothecoides, 846 nucleotides. RefSeq lists its product as hypothetical. Bases 1 to 846 code for a protein of 281 amino acids. The record is from RefSeq and is a predicted model, not a curated record. Lineage: Eukaryota; Viridiplantae; Chlorophyta; Trebouxiophyceae; Chlorellales; Chlorellaceae. The transcript has 6 exons.